AUAGACCUUUAGAAAUCAAUUCUGCAUUGAUGUUACUUUGAACAGUGAGUGCUAGUAGAACAACCCACACAAUGACCUAUUGAACUGUGCUAUCUCCAUGCAACACCAAACAAUUGAACGCUCCCUUGUAAUUCUAUAGCCCCAAAGCUUUUGUACGUCACUGUAUCGUGCAUACCAAGCCUGUGGCUGAUAUGGCUUGAAUGUAUUCUCUUGGCUAGUUGGGGGUAAUCUAAAAGAGAAACAUGGUGGAUAAAAAAUCUUAUGAUCAGUUGGAUAAGAUUGAAGAAUUAGUGAAGCUUGUCAUUAAUCAUGUGGACCCAGACGUACCUCAUAGACCUGCGCAGGAUCGUGUUAAGAUGAAUCAGCUACAGAGUCUCCUUCAUGAUGCAUUGAUAGCUACAGGUCAUGUUGAGAACUGUGCUAUCAUUAGAAGAAAAGAUAUCUCCCUCAGAGCAAGCUCAGCUGGAUUCACACUUACUGGAGAUGAGAUGCAGAAGAUGAUAGAUGCAUUCAAAGACCCUCCCAGAACCAGAUUAGAAGGCCUAUACUUCCAUAAUAGACUAUACAAGUGUGUCAGGGCAGACAAGAACUCCAUCUAUGCUAAAUGUGACAAAGAUGGUAUCGUGCUAGUGAAGACCGCCACUCUAGUUAUCAUGGGAACAUACUCGGACAAUAUGUUUCCAAGUGUGUGUGUGGAAGCCAUUGAAAAACUAGCAUCAUACUUCAUAGAGAAGAGCAAAUGAAAGACUGCUGGUUCUGAAGAUUCAAUGUCUCAUUCCAGACAACAGAGGGAGCACUCACUCUAUCAAUGAAGAUAUCAAUGCCUGCCGUUCAAGAUAUCUUUAUGGCAUUCACAGGUGGCUCUCUCUCUAUGAUGCACUUUUCAUGAGGAUAUAAGAUUUCUUAAAAAUGAAAGUCAAAUAAGGUGAAAAAGUGGCAAAUGAGAAUGGGAAAAGUUUGUCCUUUUCCAAAAAAGGUAAAACCCUUUCUUUGCAUGCAUGGGUCGGCUGGGCCCAAGAUAUUCUAAUUCCGUCCAAGAUUUUGUAUCACAAUCCCAUGCGAGGGAAAUUUAGGAAUAACAUGUACAGAUAAAUAUGCCUCAGUCUCUUUUGACCAAAUGCAUGUAGAUUAGUUGUAUGCAGGUAAUUUCAUGCUUUGCAUGUUACGGGUCUGUUGUAGAGAGAGAGUUGUGUCUGAACACAAAUUAUCUGAAAUCUUUGUUUCCAGGUUCAAAACUAUUGCUUUUGAUUUUUAGUAGUUGUGUGUUUUUUAUUAUAACUCUUUCUGCAACGAACUGAAGGGGGGGUCACAAAAAGAUAUAAGUAUCACUAAUGGAGCGUUGGAAGAAGCUUGCGAUAAAUUGCGUGUCUGUUUUCAGUCCCUCAAAAAUCAAUCAUAAGUUUUGAAAUUAAUUGCAAAUUUGAGAUUAAUUGCUUCUUGAAACAAGCAGAUAACUACAGUUAACAUUGGUCUAUGAAUUGUAUAAUUGGAACAGAAUAUUCGUAAUUGAUUGCAAAUAUUUUAUUGCAACACCCUCUUAGAGUCAUGAAUAAAUGCCUAGUUUCGUGCACUAUAAAAUGCAUGACUGCAUUGGUCAGAUCAUGGCGAGAUGACGCGCAGUACUGCGUAUCAAUAAGAUUGCGCGUUGCUUAUAUCGUAUACAUGUCGGCAUUUAAGUACGGCUCUAGGUCUUACUUAUCUUUGUGAACCACCCCCCAGUCUGGAAAUUUCUUCCAAUUUAGCUGAUUACUUGAUAUAUAGGUCUACUUAGACAAACUUACAUGUUACUGUACAUGAAAUGUACUUACGUGUUUAUGUGUUAAAGAAAAACAGCAGCUGAAUUUAUCCAGUCAUCUCCUAUUUGUUCCAAAGAUUUGUCACCUUGACAGUCAUUUUAAUUAGGUUUGUAGAGGAAUUUCAUGUUGUACAAUGAGCUUAAGCAUGGUUUUCAAAUAUUUAAUUUCAUUUUUAUUGAAAGUUUGAGAUAUGAGAAGUUCUGCAAAAAGAUAUUAUUGAACCUUAAGAUUUUUUAGGGAAGUCAUAUUGAUUGUCAUGCUUGAGUAUACCUAUUUCAAAUUUUCAGUUAUAACCAUUGAAAUACUUGCAUGUGAAUUCUGUUUUCUGUUGUGAAGUUAUCAGAUGAUAUGACCAAAAUUUUUGUAAAUGGAGUAUUGGAGACAGAACAGACCACAAAUGAUGACUAUGGUUUCCUUAAUACCAAUUCACAUUUUUAUGUUUUAAAGGGUUUGGAAUGGCCUUGUACUGAUUGUAGGUUUCAUUUAUGAACCUCUUUUGCUUCAAAAUUAUAUUAAAAUGUUUUUUUGUGUGUGUUUUUUUUAUUCAAAAUUGAAACUGUCAAACAUUCCAUAUCAAGAAUUAUAGCUCUUUACUCUAUAUUUCGGAGCUAUUUUAUUUCAGCUUCACAACAAUUCAGGAGAAUAACGUUUGCUUAGAGUUCCUGUGUCUCGUUAGUUACAUGUGUAGAGAUUAACAUCAAGUAUCAUCGGACUUUAUAGAGCUCCAAAUAAUUUACUAGAAAACUCCAUAGAGACUGCUUCAUGGAGAAGUACAGUUCUAGACUUUUUUCUAGUGUAAGAAGUGUACAUGUAAGAAGUUCAUUAUGUUAAAUGUUCUUUGGAAAUUAGAAGUGCAAUAUUGAUGUAAUGAUUAUUGGAGAUUGAUGCUUGCAUUGUACAUUAUACAAUGAAAGUUUUUCUUUCAUUUUACCUUGUCUUAACCACCCCCCCCCCUUCCUUGCUCCCCUCCACCUGUUUCUUUCUCCAUCCUGACCCCUCAUCUUCCACUUGUCAGCUUCCCUUCCUUCACUCUGGUUUCAUGUCAUUUUCCUAGGAUAUUGUUUGAAAAAAAAAAUAAUAGGGAAAUACAUGUUUAAUAGAAAGGGGCUCACUUUCCUUUGGAAGAUAAGCCACAAUGUAUCUCCAUAAAACAGUUCUAUUAACCUUGUGAUCUUGAGAAUGUGUUUUUAAAAGAAUAACAAGCCUUGGUCCUUCUACAAAAGAGGCCUGUAGUCAUCUUCAGUGGUUCAGAGUGGAGAGUAUUUCAUGGGUCAAAUAGUGAUUUACUUGACCAAUUUACUCGGAGCCAAUAAGAUGCAAGGACUUCAGUAGCUUAACAACAGUCAGUAAAAAUCACUGAUAAUUUGUUUUUGUGAAAUGCUCCCAGGAUGAGAGGUAAGAUAAUUUGUUUUUGUGAAAUACUCCCAGGAUGAGAGGUAAUAUCAGGCUUGUGAAAUCUCUGAAGCAUUUCAGGUUAUUAAUAGUUUGUGAUUUUUGCUGACUAUUGUUAUAAGCUAUUGAAAUCCUUGCGUCUGAUUGGCUGAGGGCAAAUUUUCCAGAGACAAUCACUGACAAGUUGCUUUGGUGACACAUCAUUUGCUCUGGUCUUAACAUCUCAAAGGGUACAUGGUUCUGAAAUUACCCAUCAUUAUGUAACUGCAUGCCAGACCAAAAAUUGCUCAAAAAUGUGGUUUUGUGUACAAAGUCAAUGCAAAUUGUGUUAUCAAAGGUAUGAUUUUU
Lytechinus variegatus (green sea urchin) is the source of this 3536-nucleotide messenger RNA. RefSeq names its product profilin-4-like. NCBI's taxonomy places the organism in Eukaryota, Metazoa, Echinodermata, Echinoidea, Temnopleuroida, Toxopneustidae. Gene Ontology annotation, cellular component: cell cortex. The record is from RefSeq and is a predicted model, not a curated record. Bases 243 to 743 code for a protein of 166 amino acids. Gene Ontology annotation, molecular function: actin monomer binding. The transcript has 5 exons.